AUGGUCGAUGCUCCAUUUGAGGUGGGCGAGAGCUCCAAUGGACUCUUAAGCCACCAACUCCACUCGUACAACUUCUUCAUUCAAAAGGUGUUUGAUUCCUUCGGCGAGAUGGUUGUGGAGCCCUGGUUUGAUCCGGCGAAGCACAAAUACCUUGGUUGGAGAUACGCCUCAGUGAAGUUUGAGAGCAUGACUUACUCAUCAAGGGUGAAAGUAAGCGUCCAACUUCAUAGUUUGCCCCUAGCUACUCGGAACGACCUAAGUAAUCUCAGAAAGCGUUUACUCAAACCAAAUACAAACAAUUUAGUUUCCAGAGAAGAUGUGUCGACAACAUUGGGAACAUCCGUUUCUCAACAGCUCAACAAUAACGAACCUACACAUGGCCGUAUUAACUGCUACGCAUGGGAGCAUAACUUUCUGCUAAGAUGGGGUUCACAAAGCAGGAAUGUGGACAAUUUGAGAGUGAGACAGUAUCGCAGUUGGGAUGAUAUUAAAAUCGCUGGACGGGUUCGAGACCAGAAGGAGCACGGUAGGUCAUCUAAAAAUCUCAGUUAG
This is a messenger RNA of Arabis nemorensis, 552 nucleotides long. The record is from the annotation of a GenBank genome assembly. Lineage: Eukaryota; Viridiplantae; Streptophyta; Magnoliopsida; Brassicales; Brassicaceae.